GAAAGUUCUCUAACUUCCUCAUCCCUAAAUCCUCGUUCUUUGGUUUUCAAAUUGGCUCCAUGGAUUACAACGACUGCUUUUCAAUUCGGGCUAUAUAUUUUCUAAUCUUUGAUAUCAAAUCUAAUAGAAGCAAGAUCAUUGGUGAUUGGUGGGUUUUUUUGAGGAAAAAAUAUUCAUAAUGUCAUCUAGAUAUAAAAGUGGUAGAUCAACAAUGAAGAGGGGUGACAGCAUUGAUAAGGCAAAAAUAAUUAAAAUUGAAGAUUUCAAAAAUGAAUCCUCUGAAGAAACAGAGUCGGAUAUGUCAAUGAAGAUAUUAAACGGUCGUAGUAAUGCAAGGAUGCACAACAAUAAUAAUAUCCAAAAAGGGAAGUAUCAGUCAAGGUUAAAGAUCCGUAAACGUUCAAAAGUUGUAAAAAUUAGGAAAGGGUCUGUUGUAAAGGACGGGAAGAAGACUAUUGUUGGAGGUAAGGCAACUAAAAAGAAUGUGGUAAGGGUGACAAAAUGGCAUGGGAUAAGAACACGUUCAUCUCCUCACCAGUUGGCUAGGUUUAUACGAAUAAUUAAAGAGAGGCAAAGAUUGGCUCUAGCCAAUAUGGGGUUUGAGAAGUUUUAUCUGUCAAAGUAGAUGGUAUCCCAGCAAAACUCGCGCAUUUUGUAGUUGAUAUGUUAGACACAGAAAAGUUGGAAAUCAGGUUUGGUAAUGUGGCACUCAAGGUGAAUAGCGAAUCAAUUCAUCAAUUGUGUGGCUUGCCAAAUUGUGGAUUAGACUUGCUAUCAUUAAAGCCUGGAAAGAAAUUGUCUCGUUUUGGGAAAAUUUGGAAAAAAAGAUACACAAAAGAAAAUAUUGGGCCUAAGGACAUUGUUGACAAAAUAAACGGUCCUGAUUACGAUGAUGAUGAUGGUGUUAUGUUUAAAGCCGAUUUCAUAGUCUUGUUCUGCAACACAAUGAUAGAAUGUUUUAAUAAUGGAAAGUGUACAUUGGAUAUAUUGCGCUAUAUCGAUGAAAACACUGACUUUGGAGGCAUUGACUAGUGCAAGUUCGUAGUUUCACGUAUUAGAAGGUGUAAGAACAAGUGGAAAAGAGCGGAUAAAUCAUCUUUUUUUGCUGGUGCACUAACAAUCUUAUUGCUAAUAUACGUAGAUGGAACUACAUGCAAAGGAAAGGAAGAGGCACGUUCAAUUCAUCCAUUUGAGUUUUGGACAUUUAAGACAAGAGGCUGAGUUAAGAUGUGGUGGGUUUGGAUUAGGGGAAAUUUGGGAACUGUUUUCAGAUAAGCGAAUAGUCAUGAGUGAUACUAUUGAGGAUUAUAAGGUAAAUUUAGAUGCAUCAAGCGAAGAGAUGUAUUUUGAUGCAGAUGAAAGUGAAGCUGGAUCCUUGGAGGGGUGCAAGCAAGCUCGAACAAGCCGAGAAUUAACGAACCCGAGCUCGAGACUGAGAUAGAGCUCGUUUAGUUAUCGAGUUCGAGCUCGAGCCUGGAAUACGAAGCUUGUUUAGGGUCGCGAGCCUAAACGAGCACAAACAAAAUUUUACACCCCUAUUACGUAUGUGUAAUCAACCGAUUUACGUAUGUGUAAAUUUUGUUUAUUUGUUAAAUGUAUAAUAACAGGUGGAAAAGAGUCGAUAAAUCAUCUUUUUUUAUAUGUAAUAAUAUUUACCCCUUAAUAAAUAAGCCGAGCUUGAUAUC
This is a messenger RNA of Helianthus annuus (common sunflower), 1685 nucleotides long. RefSeq lists its product as uncharacterized. Lineage: Eukaryota; Viridiplantae; Streptophyta; Magnoliopsida; Asterales; Asteraceae. The transcript is spliced from 8 exons. The coding region runs from base 179 to 625 and encodes 148 amino acids. The record is from RefSeq and is a predicted model, not a curated record.